GCGCAGCCCGCGCGGCGUCACGUGACCUCUGGUUCUGUCCCCGGCCGCGCUGCCGGAUCCCCGCCCCAGCGCGCCCGCGGUGUCACAUGAUACCUGCCCCCCUCUCCCCCGCUAGCCAAUCCCCUCCCUCCCGGCUUGCGCGGCGUCACAUGGACGCUACUCGCUGUCCGCGGCCUGUUGGUUUGUUCCGCGGUGGAGUAUCCAGAUAGGCAACACUGCGGCGCCGGCUGAGGCGGGAAUGGCUGCUAUACUGCAGCGCGUCGAGCGGCUGUCCAAUCGAGUCGUGCGUGUGUUGGGCUGUAACCCGGGUCCCAUGACCCUCCAGGGCACUAACACCUACCUAGUGGGGACCGGCCCCAGGAGAAUCCUCAUUGACACUGGAGAACCAGCAAUUCCAGAAUAUAUCCGCUGUUUAAAGCAGGCUCUAACUGAAUUUAACACAGCAAUCCAGGAAAUUGUAGUGACUCACUGGCACCACGAUCAUUCUGGAGGCAUAGGAGAUAUUUGUAAAAGCAUCAAUAAUGACACUACCUAUUGCAUUAAAAAACUCCCACGGAAUCCUCAGAGAGAAGAAAUUAUAGGAAAUGGAGAGCAACAAUAUGUUUAUCUGAAAGAUGGAGACGUGAUUAAGACUGAGGGAGCCACUCUAAGAGUUCUAUAUACACCUGGCCACACUGAUGAUCAUAUGGCUCUACUCUUAGAGGAAGAAAACGCUAUCUUUUCUGGAGACUGCAUCCUAGGGGAAGGAACAACGAUAUUUGAAGACCUCUAUGAUUAUAUGAACUCUUUAAAAGAGUUAUUGAAAAUUAAAGCUGAUAUUAUAUAUCCAGGACAUGGCCCAGUAAUUCAUAAUGCUGAAGCUAAAAUUCAAGAAUACAUUUCUCACAGAAAUAUCCGAGAGCAGCAAAUUCUUACAUUAUUUCGUGAGAACUUUGAGAAAUCAUUUACAGUAAUGGAGCUUGUAAAAAUUAUUUACAAGAAUACUCCUGAGAAUUUACAUGAAAUGGCUAAACGUAAUCUCUUGCUUCAUUUGAAAAAACUAGAAAAAGAAGGAAAAAUAUUUAGCAGCACAGAUCCUGACAAGAAAUGGAAAGCUCAUCUUUAGUUUCAGAUUAAAGAAAGCUUUGUUUUAUUUUGCUUUGAGAGAAUGGUAUGUUUUCUUAACUAUAGGUUAUUUUAUAGAGAGUAUAAAAGUAUAAAACAUUGAAAAUAACCCUAGAUAUGCUUUAAAAUAAUGUUAUAUUUAUGCUAAAAUAUAUGAAUUACACUAUACAACCAUAUGAUAGGUUAUUUCUCUAACCUUGGUUUUAUAACGUUUUACCAAAAAUUCAAAAUCUAAUAGUUUAUCAGUUUUCAAUAGAUUCAAUAAAAUGGUUACUUUAAAAAUAAUAAAAUUUAUCCAAUUUAAACUUGAUGUUAUUUUUGGUGGUCAGUUAUCUAUUAUUAGUGAUCAGUAAUACUGUUUUCUAUAGCUACUUUAUUUAACAGCACAGAUUUCUAUGUACCCUUACUCUUUUCUCAACCCUUGUCUCUAUCUGUACAUAAUUGCUUUGUCUUGAUGUUUCUAUCAACUAUAUCAUGACUAUCUAUUGGUUCCAUAACUCUGUAUCAUGUGUAUUUUCUUAUUCUGGUAUACCACAAAUGAUUCAUGCAAAUGAAUUUUUGGUGAUUGAAAAAUAUUAAAUUCCUAAUUUAAAGUAUUA
Messenger RNA from Macaca mulatta (Rhesus monkey), 1703 nucleotides. It is a transcript of the gene LACTB2, whose product is annotated as lactamase beta 2. The record is from RefSeq and is a predicted model, not a curated record. Gene Ontology annotation, molecular function: RNA endonuclease activity; single-stranded RNA binding. Gene Ontology annotation, cellular component: mitochondrial matrix. NCBI's taxonomy places the organism in Eukaryota, Metazoa, Chordata, Mammalia, Primates, Cercopithecidae.